Messenger RNA from Drosophila hydei, 468 nucleotides. RefSeq lists its product as uncharacterized. The transcript has a single exon. NCBI's taxonomy places the organism in Eukaryota, Metazoa, Arthropoda, Insecta, Diptera, Drosophilidae. The coding region runs from base 53 to 439 and encodes 128 amino acids. The record is from RefSeq and is a predicted model, not a curated record.
CACAGCUGACAUUAUAUUAACGGAACAGCCCCUAGAAGGAAGCAGACUCAUCAUGGCACUAAGCGAAGCUAUGGUGGGCAGUGCCUCACAGUGGCUAACUCAAAUUGCAUAUCCCGGCAUUAAGUGGAUUGAAUUUAAGGAAUUAUUCCUCCGCCGCUACGAAAAUAGUGAAACGUCGUCGGCAAUGUUUCUAAAUCUACUAAACAGUCGCCCAACUAACGGCGAAUGUCUUGCGGUUUAUGCUAGCCGUUUGGUGACCACUUUAACUUCCAAUUGGAAAAACAAAAACAUCGAAGAAAUUGCUGUUUCAAUUGUGCUCGCGCAUUUAGCCAAUGUGGAUAACCGCUUGGAACGGAUUGUGUUCACGUCAAAAGUUCAAACUAGAAGUGACUUGCAAUCCGAACUAGGCGCAUUCUCCUUUAAAAAAAAAACAUCGUAAUGCUGACCGUGAUGACGACUCCGGACCUG